AAUCAAACAUCCAAUAAACAAAAGUUUAUACGACACCGUUUCACCAGAAGGGCUUCCAACUCUUCCCCUCGUCGAUUUGUCUCGUGCACGGUAGCCAAAUUUCCAGAACAUCACCCGAUUUUGUUAAGCACAAAAAACCCUUCAAACAAAUUUCCUUCCGACAGUGGGUACAAUGUUCUACAGAGGUAAAUACGCGGAUGGUGGUGAUGCGCGAGAAAUGGGAUUGAAACGCCAGCGAUUGAUGGAUCAUGGAUCGUCGUAUUACGGUCCGAAUUACAUGUACGACCCUCCACCCCUACCGCCCCCUACGUAUUCUUACGUUCCACCCCCUUUUCCCGUCGUACGUCUUCGUGGCCUCCCGUUUGACUGCGCAGAGGCCGAAAUCGUUGACUUUUUCCACGGUCUAGACGUAAUCGAUGUCCUCUUUGUUCAUAAAAGUGGCAAGUUCACCGGAGAAGCUUAUUGCGUUUUAGGGUACCCUCUACAAAUCGAUUUCGCCUUACAGAGGAAUAGGCAGAACAUUGGCAGGAGAUACGUUGAGGUUUUCCGGAGCAGAAAAGACGAGUACUAUAAGGCUAUAGCGAACGAAGUGCUCGAUGCGCCUGGCGGUUCGCCGCCUCGUCGUGGUGGCGGCGGCGGCGGUGGUGGUGCAGCCGCCCCCCCGAGGGCGAGAUCUUUGGAGGAGAGGGACUUGUCGGAGUUUAAAGGGGUGUUGAGGAUGAGGGGGUUGCCGUUUUCUACUAGCAAGGAGGAAGUUGUGAACUUCUUUAAAGAUUACAAGAUAUCGGAAGACAAGGUUCAUUUGAUUGCUAAUUCGGAGGGAAGGGCGGCUGGAGAAGCGUUUGUGGAGUUUGCGAGCGCCGAGGAUUCGAAAGCUGCGAUGGCUAAGGAUAGGAUGACACUUGGACGUAGAUAUGUCGAGCUUUUCCCUGCUUCGCGCGAGGAGUUGGAGGAAGCUACUUCAAAGGGGCGGUUAAUGUCAAGAUCGUUCGAAGGGGCCGAAGAAAGUGAACCCACACCAGUACUGCGAAUGAGAGGGCUGCCGUUUUCAGCUGGCAAGGACGACAUAAUCGAUUUCUUCGAGAAUUUCAAAUUGUCGGAAGAAUCAAUUCACAUAACCUACAAUUACGAAGGUAGGCCCACCGGAGAAGCUUUCGUGGAGUUUGCUAAUGCAGAAGAUGCAAAGGCAGCUUUGGCCAAGGACAGGAUGACACUUGGCAGUCGUUACAUAGAGCUCUUUCAAUCGUCGCCCGAAGAUCUCAACGAAUCUCUCUCAAGAGGACGGUGAUUUUUUUUUUUUUUUUGGGCCCUCGUUUCUUGUUACGAUAUAAAAAUAUAUUGCUAGUAGUGUCACAGAACAUAGGAAACUUGUGCUUGGUGUUUAGCUUGAGUUUCUUAUUGCCAUGUUGGUAUGAAUUUAUAGUUUGAAUUGUCCAUGGAAUUACUAUUUGGCAUUUUGAAAUUACUUCGAUUUUGUAAUGUUUACUCCAGUUCGGUUACAUGUUUCGGAUUAAUUUGGAUUAGAUUAUAUUCAAUCGAUCAAUUG
Erythranthe guttata (spotted monkey flower) is the source of this 1546-nucleotide messenger RNA. RefSeq lists its product as uncharacterized. Gene Ontology annotation, molecular function: RNA binding. The record is from RefSeq and is a predicted model, not a curated record. Lineage: Eukaryota; Viridiplantae; Streptophyta; Magnoliopsida; Lamiales; Phrymaceae.